This is a messenger RNA of Cooperia oncophora, 720 nucleotides long. The record is from the annotation of a GenBank genome assembly. NCBI's taxonomy places the organism in Eukaryota, Metazoa, Nematoda, Chromadorea, Rhabditida, Trichostrongylidae.
AUGAAAGGAUAUACAUAUGAAAUCAUAGCUGCAACAUCGGAUGGAUACCCAAGCGACGAAGUGGCAGAAUGGCUAGAGAUAGACAGAAGCACCGGAGCGAUCUAUACGAAGAAGCAUCCUUUACCUCCAAAAGUCAAGCAAAUUCGGCUCUACAUCAGUAUGAAGAAAGGAAAGCGGGAAGUUCCAGUGGAGCUCAUCAUAAACGUGGUGGACACAUCUGACUCAGCGCCAUUUUUCAACAAGAAAAUCUUCAAAGCUGUUGUCUCUGAAGAUUCUCGAGUUGGAUCGCGAUUGCUUCAAGUAAAAGCCGAAGCAGAUGGAGACAGCCCUCUGAAGUAUACACUAGAAGUUGUAUCGGGACCACAAGAUCUUCUCGAAAUCGAUGACGAGGGGUUCAUUAAAAACAAAGGGAAGCUCGAUUUUGAGACUUAUCGGAAGUUGGAGGGACGAGUUACCGUAAUCGAUAGAGAUGGGAACAAUGCGACCACUAACUUUUCAAUCCUUCUCACCGAUGCCAAUGAUAACAGGCCUGUAUUUGUGAAUGGGUCGGUCUUCACUACCUAUAUCAACGAGUCUGCAAAAAUCGGAACCGUACUAGAGUUACCGUAUCCGCUCGCUAGAGAUGGAGAUCAGGGGAAAUUCUCUCGACUUCUUUACGCGCUAGUUGGCGACGAUGGACACUUCAAAAUUAACAAAAGGUAUGGAGCCUUCCGACAUUAA